UACAACCACACCAGAUGAUUAUAAGCAUAAUUGUCUGAUGUUUAUUAGAAAGAAAUGGAAGGAUUGGAAAGAUGAGCUUAAAAGAACUACUUAUAACUUAUAUGAUAAUGAUGAAGACCGUUUGGCGAAUUGUCUGAAUAGGGUCGAUCCUGAUCAAUGGAGAGUUCUUGUGCAAUUUUGGGGUACUAAAACAGCCAAGAGAUGUAGUAAAACCAACAGUAAAAGCAAGCACAAACAGAAAAUGGGACACACAAGUGGGAGGAAAGGCCAUUGUCUUGUAAGGGAUGAGUUGACACAGAUUAAGGAUGGAGUAGUAGUAGAGCCCGAUCGUAUACAGGUAUUCAUUAAGACUCAUACAAAGAAAGAUGGACAACCAGUUGAUGAAGCAUCAGCUUUGGCCAUAUGUCGUCUUAAUGAGGGAGCCUCUCAGAUUCCUGAGUCUUUAGAGUCACCUGCUUUACGGGAGGAGUUAUUCACUAACGUACUAAAACCAGAUAGGAAUGGACGUGUGCAUACCUAUGGCCUGGGUCCUUGUCCGAGUCAAGGGUUUGGGACUAGAUAUACUCGAUCUCAGAAGCAGCGUGUCAAGGAUCAGUUACGUGCGGAGUUGUGUGUUGAGUUGGGUGCAGAGUUGCAACAAGAGGUGCUAAGAGACGUAAAUGAUGAAAUCACUCAAUUGAAGAACCAAUAUGCAACCGUGGUAGCUUAUAUGAAAAGUGCAGAACAUCCUCCAUCACCAAAUGGAGCUGGAAAUGGAGAUGGAGAUCACACACCGUCACUAAUGGAGCACAAUGGACAGGUUGAUAGGACAUAGACGGACAUGGAAGACAUGCAAUAGGAAUGAUGGGAAAUCUUCUUGAUAAUGGAAACUGUUUUUGUUUUGGAGUUCGCAACCAAAAGCAUAUUUUGGGUAUUUUUGCUGCUUUGGUUAGUAUGAUCUUUUGUUUUUGGAGAUACACAUGCAAUUGAAACUUAUAUUUUGACGCUUUGGGUUUGAUUUUCACAUUGGCAUUCUAUACCUAGCAUUGUUAUUUUUUGUUGCUUUGAGAAUAGUCUUUACGAUGUCCAAUUUGCAUAUAUACGGAACUUGCAUUUUGGUUUUGGUAGUGGAACUUCAAAUUGUUUUGGACAAUUACAA
Rhododendron vialii is the source of this 1138-nucleotide messenger RNA. RefSeq lists its product as uncharacterized. The coding region runs from base 38 to 814 and encodes 258 amino acids. The record is from RefSeq and is a predicted model, not a curated record. NCBI's taxonomy places the organism in Eukaryota, Viridiplantae, Streptophyta, Magnoliopsida, Ericales, Ericaceae. The transcript has 5 exons.